ACGUCAGAGGGCGCAGUCCUCCUACCUAUCCCUUUGACGGUUUGACCCUUAUCCCCUCCCUUCUCUGCUUCUCGCUCCGUUCAUCCUCCCUUCGCCGGCCAUCUCUCCGCCCCCCUCUUCCUCGGCCAGCUAGGCGUGUGGAUUCGAGAGCGGCAGCGCUGCGGCGGAGGUUCAAGCUUGAAUUCGCUCUCAUCCCUCCCCGCUCCCAGCUUCGUAAACCUGUCAAUGGCGCACUCGGUGCGGCGGCCAGCACCCGUCCGUGGACGGCGCCGGCGCGCGGCCUGCUAAGCAACCAUUUUUCUCCCCCCGCCCGCUCGGCCUUCUCUCUCUUCGAUCUUAGCACACGCCUCGUAAUGGGUCCGCCGGCCUACACCGCUUCCCUUUCUCCCGGCUCUACUCUCUUCUCCAACUCCCGAAUGCCGCCACCGCGUCUUCUCCGGCCGGGCUUGGGGGUGCCGGGGAGAGCGGACGUGGGGGUCUCGUCGGCCGCCGGCAGGUACGGCGGCGGCCGCCUCACCCCGCCGCAGGAGAAGCGCCGCCCCUCACCGCCGCAGGAGAAGCGCCGCCCCUCGGAGUCAUCCCAACUCACGGAACGGAAGCGGCAUUGGAAGGCGGGGGAGUUCCCGGGGGCCGCGGGCGGCAGGGACGGCGGCCCCUCCAUCCCGCCGCAGGAGAAGCGGCACUGGAAGGCGGGGGAGUUCCCGGCGGGGGCCGCUGCCGGCAGGGACGUCGGCCGCGCCGCCUCACCGCAGGAGAAGCGGCACUGGAAGGCGGGGGAGUUCCCGGGCACCGCCGCGCCCCCCGACUCGAAAGCGUCGAGGACGCCCCUGAAGAACGUCAAGAAGCGGCUGGACGCCCGCGCGGACGCCAAGGCGUGGGCGUGCACCGUCACCGAGGCCCUCGCCGACAGCAUCAACUCCAAGAACUGGCGAGAGGCGCUGCAGGUCUUCGAGAUGCUAAAGGAACAGCCUUUCUACCAUCCCAAGGAGGGCACCUACAUGAAGCUCAUCGUGCUGCUUGGCAGAUCGGGCCAGGCCGCCCAAGCGCACCAGCUAUUCGACGAGAUGCUGCAACAAGGAUGCCAACCCACCCCUGAGCUCUACACUGCCUUGAUUGGGGCCUACUGCCGCAGCGGCCUACUGGAUGAGUCGCUCCAGCUCCUCACCAACAUGAAGGCCUCCCCACUGUGCCAGCCUGACGUCUACACCUACAGCACCAUCAUCAAGGCCUGUGUCGAUGCCACCAGAUUUGACCUUGUUGAAGCUAUGUACAAAGACAUGGCUGAGCGCUCGAUAUCACCCAAUACGGUCACCCAGAACAUUGUCCUCAGCGGGUAUGGAAAGGCUGGACGAUUGGAUGACAUGGAAAGAGUGCUCUCUGACAUGCUCGACAGCACGACCUGCAAGCCGGAUGUCUGGACAAUGAACAUUAUCUUAAGCCUGUUUGGAAACAGGGGGCAGGUUGAAGCGAUGGAGAAAUGGUAUGAGAAAUUCCGAAGCUAUGGCAUCGAACCAGAAACUCGCACACUGAACAUUCUCAUUGGCGCCUAUGGGAAGAAGCGGAUGUAUGAUAAGAUGUCUGCAGUCAUGGAGUACAUGCGCAAGCUAGCAUUUCCAUGGACCACUGCCACAUACAACAAUGUGAUUGAGGCAUUUGCUGAGGUGGGUGAUGCCAAAAACAUGGAACACACAUUUAACCAGAUGCGCUCCGAGGGUAUGAAGCCAGAUACAAAGACCUUCUGUUGUCUAAUAAAUGGGUUUAGCAAAGCAGGCUUUUUCCAUAAGGUUGUGGGCAUGGUUAAGCUUGCUGAGAGACUUGGUGUGCCCACAGAUACAUCUUUCCACAAUGCUAUUCUUGGUGCAUGUGCAAAAGCAGAUGAUCUGAUGGAGAUGGAGAGGGUCUUCAUGCACAUGAAGCAUAAGCAGUGUGAUCCGGAUGCCAUGACAUACUCUAUCUUGGUGGAAGCUUAUCGGAAGGAAGGAAUGACCGACAAGAUUUAUGCUUUGCAUCAGGAGAACCCAACUUUGGUUCCAACUGAUCUUGUCAUGGUGUAACUGACUCGCUGACUGAAUAAUGGUUCAGACAUAUUUAAGCCUGGCUGAAUUGGUGGUAAACUUCCCUACUGUCCAAGUUUGGAGUUGAUAAUGUAACCAAGUAGAGUGGCAGCCAUUCUCCAACUCCAUUUUGUCUGUUGGCCUGCAGAGUUAGUGACGGUAUUUCUGUGACCUCUGGGGGCUUCACUGUAUCAAUUGAAAUGUGACGGUAAUGUGUGUAGCUCUGAAGUCAUACGGCUUGAAAGCUCCCCAGCAAGAUGUGGCAACUUGAGAUGCUUCGAGUUUACCACAGAAUUGAUAAAUGGUAACGAAAUUGUACGUCUCUCCAGUAUAUGGCUUCAAUAUUGCUGUUGACCCUUUUUUUGGCAAGAAUUAUACAUAAGUUUGGAAGAAUAAAGAAUUCUUAUUUUCUGAUAGUAAAA
Molecule: messenger RNA, 2476 nt
Organism: Panicum hallii
Lineage: Eukaryota; Viridiplantae; Streptophyta; Magnoliopsida; Poales; Poaceae
Product: pentatricopeptide repeat-containing protein At3g06430, chloroplastic
Exons: 2
Coding region: 354-2054 (566 amino acids)
Molecular function (GO): mRNA binding; protein binding
Source: RefSeq, a predicted model, not a curated record